This is a messenger RNA of Homarus americanus (American lobster), 1028 nucleotides long. It is a transcript of the gene Etfb, whose product is annotated as electron transfer flavoprotein subunit beta-like. Lineage: Eukaryota; Metazoa; Arthropoda; Malacostraca; Decapoda; Nephropidae. Gene Ontology annotation, cellular component: cytosol. The transcript is spliced from 6 exons. Gene Ontology annotation, molecular function: electron transfer activity. The coding region runs from base 93 to 857 and encodes 254 amino acids. The record is from RefSeq and is a predicted model, not a curated record.
GUGGUAUAAUUUAACAUUACACAGAUUGUGAGAGUAGGUCUUGUUUGGUACCUCCGGUGUUCAUCUUGCCCGGGUCCUCCCGUUUCUUCACUAUGUCUCUACGUGUUCUUGUUGGCUGUAAAAGGGUCAUUGAUUAUGCUGUUAAGAUUCGUGUGAGACCUGAUAAGAUGGGAGUGGUCACAGAUGGUGUUAAGCACUCUAUGAAUCCAUUUGAUGAAAUUGCCAUUGAGGAAGCAGUUCGUUUGAAGGAGAAAAAGAUUGCAAAAGAAGUGAUUGCAGUAUCAUGUGGCCCCACACAAGCACAGGAAACCAUCCGCACUGCCUUGGCCAUGGGUGCAGACCGAGGCAUCCAUGUAGAGAUCCCAGCAAAAGAGAUGGAGAAGCUUGAGCCCCUCCAUGUGUCAAAGAUCCUUGCUAAACUGGCAGAGAAGGAGGGAGCAGAACUGUUGAUUGUGGGCAAGCAAGCUAUUGAUGAUGACUCAAAUGCUACUGCCCAGAUGACAGCAGCCCUCCUCGAAUGGCCACAAGCCACCUUUGCCUCAAAGAUAGAGAAAACCGAUGGUACCCUAUUAGUAGUUCGUGAGGUUGAUGGUGGACUAGAGACAAUCAAGGUGAAACUGCCAGCUGUAGUCUCAGCUGACCUCCGGCUCAAUGAACCACGAUAUGCCACAUUGCCAAACAUCAUGAAAGCAAAGAAAAAGAAAAUUGUGAAGAUGAAACCUGCAGAUCUGGGUGUAGAUACAACUGCCCACUUUGAAGUUGUAGAAGUGUGUGACCCACCUUCAAGAGAAGCGGGUAUCAAGGUAGAAGAUGUGGAUGCUCUUGUCAGCAAGCUUAAGGAAGCAGGACGUAUCUAAUUGUCUUGCUCUUAGAAUUGAAUGGUAAAUGGGUCUUUAUGCAUGUGAGGAAAAUGCCUAUCAAUGCAAUUUUUAAUAAAUAUUUUUUUUAGAAUCUUUUUAACUUAAACAUAUAUAAUUUUAUAGGCUGUAUAUAUGAAAACAUGUAAAGAUUUUAAGAAUUCAUAAAAA